This is a messenger RNA of Dissoconium aciculare CBS 342.82, 1855 nucleotides long. RefSeq lists its product as uncharacterized. The transcript has 3 exons. Gene Ontology annotation, molecular function: protein disulfide isomerase activity. The record is from RefSeq and is a predicted model, not a curated record. NCBI's taxonomy places the organism in Eukaryota, Fungi, Ascomycota, Dothideomycetes, Mycosphaerellales, Dissoconiaceae. Gene Ontology annotation, biological process: protein folding; response to endoplasmic reticulum stress. The coding region runs from base 497 to 1627 and encodes 376 amino acids. Gene Ontology annotation, cellular component: endoplasmic reticulum.
CACCACGCAGUCCUUCCGCACUAAAUCCUCAUUGAUUGAAGGCCUUCAUACGCGCCCUAAACACUAAUUACUGCGGCUCGUCGAUCAUUUCGCUGUCCGAUCGAAGGACGCUGAAGGGAAGCCAAAAGAAAGCUUGAGCCGGCUCGGCCGGAGCCGUGUGGUGAAGGACUCAAGCACGCUCGCUUCAGCUAGGUGAAGGACAUCUGCAGGACUCCCAAUUCGCGGCCGGCGUCAUUGGCGAGCCAUCGCACCUCUCUUUUCAUGAUGUAUGUGAAUAUCAAAGAUGAUUCCCCGCAGCCUCUCUCGCAGGCUGUGCCGUUCUCCGAGCGCACGUCAGAAAGGACAGGCGCUGCGCAGUCCACGCGUCACGUUGUGCCCACCGAAGGACCUCUGGCUGUCGCAUACAUAGACUCGGAUCCCUCGUGAAGCGGUUCAAUCUGAAAGAUCACCUCCCUCUCGGCAUCCUCCCUCUCGACAAAUCUCUCAUCACGGCAACAUGAAAUUCACAACGGCAAUCUCCCCGCUUCUGCUGGCUGGCGGCGCGGCGGCUACUAUCCAGAACUUGACACUAAGCACAUUCUGGCCGUUCGUGCAGGAUCAUGACUUAUCUAUGGUUUCUUACGUCUCACCCUGGUGCAAAUUCUGCACAGAUAUUGCCCCAAAAUUCGAUGAGGCGGCGGCUAGCCUGGAGUCUGAGGGCAUUCCCUUGAUUCGGGUAGACUGCACGAUGGAGGAGGAUAUCUGCGAUGAUGUGCCCAUUUUCCCGACUUUGAGGAUAUUCCGCAAGGGAGAAGCCACAGUCUACCACGGAAUUCGAACAGCAGAGGCCAUCGUGAACACCAUGCGCCGAAACACAUUACCUCUCGUGACCGAUCUAUCAUCGCCAUCCGAUCUAGACACCUUCCGAAAGCAGGACCGCGUUUCGGUAGUGGGAUACUUCGACGACGCCACGCAGAGCGAGGCAAAGGCAAACUUCACCUCCCUCGCAGAAAAGGUCCGCAACAAGUACAGCUUCGCCACUACUUCGGAUCCAAAGUUCGGCAAGCUCAAUAAUGUUCAAGCGCCAGCCAUCGCCGCCUUCAAAAACUUCGAUAUCGACUCGAGCGUCGAGACUUUCAACAAACUUUUCACCCUUGAGCACAUGGAGCAAUGGUUGGAAAACAACACUGCUCCAUUCAUCUCGGAAUACGGACUCGACAUUGGUCUCAGCUCUUUGAAGCUUCGAGAGACCUACACGGCCUACCUCUAUGCCAGCACCCGAGAAGAACGCGAGCGCCUGAAGCAAGAAAUCGCACCGGUCGCAUCAAAAUUCAAAGGUCGCAUCCUGUUCGUCACCAUCGACCCAGAAGACAAGAGCCCGGUGGCCAAAAGCCCGAAAGACUUCGGCUUCACACCAGGCGUAUGGCCCGCGUUGGGAGUGACAGACCCCGAGACCAAGGAGUACACCUUCGCAUUCCCUAAGCAAGGCUCAUAUGAAGCACUGUCUUCGAGCGAUGCCGAGACAUUCCUCCAGAGCGUGCUUGAUGGCUCGGCGGAGAAGAUCACCAAAGAGGCUAAAGGUCAGCAGGAAGGGCUGCAGAGCUUCUGGGGCGAGCAAGCGAAGUUGGGCAAGCGAGGGGGCAAAUAAUAAGUAAAUUCCAAGUACGAUAAUGCAUUGAAAUUUCGGGCACUCCAUUUCAACCUCGACGUAUGAUUUCGAGACAAGCUUGCAGACACUCGGCUCGCGAUCGCAUGUUGUUCUGUCACUGUAGCAAUUUCGACGGCUUCUCAUACCCCCUCACAACAGAGCAUGGUCAAACGGGAUGAAACGCCAUGGGACAGCCCAGGUCGGCGCCUUAUCCAAGUUCGUGGACGG